This is a messenger RNA of Megalops cyprinoides (Indo-Pacific tarpon), 3439 nucleotides long. It is a transcript of the gene ube4a, whose product is annotated as ubiquitination factor E4A (UFD2 homolog, yeast). Gene Ontology annotation, cellular component: ubiquitin ligase complex; cytoplasm; nucleus. Lineage: Eukaryota; Metazoa; Chordata; Actinopteri; Elopiformes; Megalopidae. Gene Ontology annotation, biological process: protein polyubiquitination. The coding region runs from base 168 to 3398 and encodes 1076 amino acids. The transcript is spliced from 20 exons. Gene Ontology annotation, molecular function: ubiquitin-ubiquitin ligase activity. The record is from RefSeq and is a predicted model, not a curated record.
CUGCAGCGACGUUUCAUAGCACCGAAGAGCAAAAUCGGAUAAACAUACAAAGCCAACUGAAUAUAAAGCUACAUUUAAACAUACUUAAUCCGGUUGGACAAACGUUGUUAUAUCUACAAGAGCUGUGCGUGGACGGUGUCUGUGGAUGGCGAAAUUGCCUCGGUGCGAUGACCGACCAGGGCAACAACAACCAGAACAUCUCCCGAAACCCCUUUGCUGCCCUCUUCAGCUCCCUGGCUGAUGCCAAGCAGUUUGCAUCUGGCCAGAAGCAGCAGCAGCAGCCAGCACCCCCAUCGGAUGACUCUGGGGACAGCCAAUCAGACUCAGAGAAUUCGGUGUCUGACAGCAUUGAUGACAACGAUGACUCAGUGGCUGAGAUCAGCCGGUCUUUCCGCUCCCGCCAGGAGCUGUGUGAGCAGCUCAACAUAAACCACAUGAUCCAAAGAAUCUUCCUCAUCACGCUAGACAACAGUGACCCCAGUCUGAAAAGUGGUAAUGGCAUUCCGCCCCGCUGUGUGUUCCUGGAGGAGAUGGCAGCUGACCUGGAUGGACAGGACUGGCUCGACAUGGAUAACAUCGAGCAGGCCUUGUUUAACAGGUUGCUGUUGCUGGAACCUGGGAAUCAGCUGAUCUACAUGACGUCGUGCAGCGUGGCGAAUCUUUCUGCCGACCGUGACGCGGGAGAGAAGCGAGCCAUGCCGUAUCUGUAUGCCUGCUACCAGAGAGCCAAGGAGGAGGUCACCAAAGUGCCGGAGAAGCUGUUGUCCUAUGCGGUGCGCUGUAAGAACCUGACCGUGUCCAACGCACGCACCGUGCUGCUCACCCCUGAGAUCUAUGUCAGCCAGAACGUGUACGAGGAGCUGCUGGACCUGCUGCUGGAGGGUGUGAGCGGAGCCCAGCUGGAGGAAGUGCUGGAGUUUGUGGAAGAGGUGAUCGCCGCCCUGCUGGCGGAUCAGGAGGUGCGCACCUUUGGGGAGGUGAUGGUGCCGGUGCUGGACAUAUUCGUGGGCCGGGUGAAGGACCUGGAUCUGUGCCAGCUGCUGCUGUACUCCUACCUGGACAUUUUGCUUUACUUCAGCCGGCAGAAGGACAUUGCCAAGGUGUUGGUUGAGCACAUCCAGCCAAAAGACCCCAACAAUGGGCUGCAGUACCAGAAGACCCUGCUGGGGGCAGUGUUGAACAUGUCCUGCCUGCUGAAGACCCCUGGCGUAGUGGAGAACCACGGCUUCUUCCUCAACCCAUCCCGCUCCAGUCCGCAGGAGAUGAAGGUCCAGGAGUCCAAUAUUCACCAGUUCAUGGGUCAGUACCAUGACAAGCUGCACCAGAUCCUGAAGAACCUUCUUCAGCAGUCGGGUGACACACGCCACCUGCUCCUCACCUGGCUGGGCGGUUGCCUGCAGGCCAACGCCGGCCGCGCCAAGAUCUGGGCCAAUCAGAUGCCGGAGAUCUUCAUCCAGACAUAUGCGUCGGACGCGCUCUUCCUCAACCUGGGCGCGGCUCUGCUGAAGCUGUGCCAGCCCUUCUGCCGCCCGCGCUCCCCGAAGCUGCUGACCUUUAACCCCACCUACUGCGCCCUCAAAGAGCUGAGCGAGGAGGAGCGGCGCAACCGCAACGUGCAUGCCCGCGGGCUGGACAAAGAGACGUGUCUGAUUCCAGCACCUCCUCAGCAGCCUGUAGAGUUCGCCCAGUCCUACAGUCUCCUCACUGAAAACCUGAUCCUCACACAGCUGGCCCUCCACCUAGGUUUCCACAGGCUUCAUGAUCAGAUGGUGAAGAUGAACCAGUCGCUGCACCGGCUGCAGGUGACGUGGCGGGAGGCGCAGCAUGCGGGGGGGGCAGCGGCGGAGCAGCUGCGUGAGCAAUUCGAGCGCCUCAUGACUGUGUACCUCUCCACCAAAGCAGCUGCGACCCAGCCAGGCAUGCUGCAGUGCUGCCUCAAUCUGCAGGCCUCUACCGCCGCCCUGCUGGUGCAGCUCAGCCUCGGCAACCAGGGUCCCGAGCACAUGCAGCUGUCCUUCCCUCUGCCCCCCCUACAGCACAGUCUGCUGUGCUACGUACCAGAGUUCUUUGCAGAAAACAUGGGCGAUUCCUUCGUUUUCCUGCGCCGCUUUGCUGAUGAGGUCCUGGAGUCCUCAGCUGAGAGUCUGGAGCAGGUGCUGAACUUCAUCACGGUUUUCAUGGGGAACGUGGAGAGGAUGAAGAACCCUCAUUUGAGAGCCAAGCUGGCAGAGGUGCUGGAGGCUGUGAUGCCCCACCUGGAGCCGGUGGCACCUGGCGUAGCCCCGCCCACCAUGUUCCAGCGCCAGCGGGUGUUCUGCUCCUACCGCCAUGCCCCGCACCUGGCCGAGGCCCUGAUCACUGUGUUUGUGGACAUUGAGUUCACUGGUGAUCCUCACCAGUUUGAGCAGAAGUUUAACUACCGACGGCCCAUGUACCCCAUCCUAAAAUACAUGUGGGGCAAGGACAGCUACAGAGAGAGCAUCAAGCGUCUGGCUGACUACGCCUCAGAGAAUCUGGAGGCCAUGAACCCCCCACUCUUCCUGAGAUUCUUGAACCUGCUCAUGAACGAUGCCAUAUUCCUGCUGGAUGAAGCCAUACAGUACCUGAGUAAGAUCAAGCUACUGCAGUUGGAGCGGGACCGCGGGGAGUGGGAGGGGCUUGCCCCUGACGCUCGCCGAGAGAAGGAGUCCAGCCUGCAGAUGUUCGGCCAGCUGGGGCGCUUCCACAACAUCAUGUCUAACGAGACCAUCGGCACCCUGGCCUUCCUCACGUCAGAGAUCAAGAGCCUGUUCGUCCAUCCUUUCUUGGCGGAGAGAAUCAUCUCCAUGCUCAACUACUUCCUGCAGCACCUGGUGGGGCCCAAGAUGGGCGCCCUGAAAGUGAAGGACUUCAGCGAGUUUGACUUCAAGCCCCAGCAGCUGGUGUCAGAUAUCUGCACCAUCUACCUCAACCUGGGCGAUGAGGAAAACUUCUGCGCGACGGUUCCCAAAGACGGGCGCUCCUACUCGCCCACACUCUUCUCCCAGACUGUGAGAGUACUGAAGAAGAUCAACACCCCGGGCGACAUGAUCGUGUCCUUCAGCCUGCUGGCAGACAAGAUCAAGUCGCUGGCGGACCAGCAGCAGCAGGAGGAGGAGACGUAUUCGGACGCCCCGGACCACUUCCUGGACCCGAUAAUGUCCACCCUGAUGCUGGACCCUGUGCUGCUGCCUUCCUCCCACGUCACUGUGGAUCGCUCCACCAUCGCGCGACACCUGCUCAGCGAUCAGACGGAUCCGUUCAACCGCAGCCCCCUCACCAUGGACCAGAUCCGGCCGAACGAGGAGCUGAAGCAGGAGAUCCUGCUCUGGCUGGCAGAACGCAAGCAGGAGAGGCUGCAGAUGGGUCCCAGCGGGUGAAACCCCGCGCCCAUCCACCCCCCACACUGCCCCACACCCCC